AUGCAUGCACCAACGCGCUGUCGAGCGUGCAUCUCACCCCUAACCCAACUUGCAGGCUCAGCUCACUCUUUUGAAAUUUCAACUCGGUUCACAAUCUCAUAUCGUUCAAAGGCUCUACGCACCACCUCAGAAGUUUGGACGAUGGUCAAGUUACCCAAGCUAAAAACCAAGCCGAAGCGUACGAUACCGGUCACAUCUUGCGCGCUAGAACUUUCAAGUCUCUUGCAAUGUUGGGCAACUACCAAUGACUUACAAUCGAUCGGGGCUUGUUCUGAAGUUGCAAAGAAUUUAUCUCGUUGCAUGGUCACAGCCAAAGCGGCUCCAGCUCAAAGAGCGGAUUCUAUCAAUUUCCGUUAG
Molecule: messenger RNA, 357 nt
Organism: Melampsora larici-populina 98AG31
Lineage: Eukaryota; Fungi; Basidiomycota; Pucciniomycetes; Pucciniales; Melampsoraceae
Exons: 2
Coding region: 1-357 (118 amino acids)
Source: RefSeq, a predicted model, not a curated record